GCGGCGGGCUGGGCGCCGGUCACCGCUUCUGGCGCAUCAUGGAGGGUGGGCUGCUCGGCGCCCUGUGCCCCGGGAGGGAGCUGCUCUCCGCGGCUGGCGGCCCGGGGCCCCGAGGAGCCCAUGUCCCCAGCCGUGACCCCUUCCGGUGGCCAUUCAUGCCCGGAGCCGGCGGGGGUCUGUGCCGCUGGCCCUGCCCUUGGCCGGCGCCUCGGGGAGCCUGUGGGGCGGCUAAUCCUCCCCUCCUCCGGCCCCAAGGAGCUCUGAACCGCCGGGCCGUCCUUCCCCCCAGGAGCGGCUUCAGGCUCCCCACUGGGUUCCAUGUCAACGUGGUGACAGACCCUGAAACAGGAAGCUGAUAAACAACUCCGAACGAAAGGCGCUCAAAAUUUUCCUUUUCGGUGAACGUAAAAGAAACGGGAAACUCCUCCGAACAAACCGCUGGUAGACUUAGAGUGACAAAACCUUGUCUUGCCUUGCCAUGAGAAUUGGUAGCUUUUCCUCUUGGUUUUUGGCAAGAUCAAGUGGCGACUUCUGUUUUUUGGGAUAAGCCCUUCUUCCCCUGCGCUCCCCCGCGCCCCCCCUUUUUUUCACCCCACCCCCCAUGCAAACCUGGCAGGGAGGGACUGGAUGUCUUGCAGGCUUCGCUGCGGAAGGAAACACCGGCUUCAUUUGCUUGGCUUUGCUUGGCUUUUUCACAGGACUGCCUCUGAAGAAAGGAGAAUGGCGUUUAGCAAAGGGUUUCGGAUCUAUCACAAAUUGGAUCCCCCACCUUUCAGCCUCAUAGUGGAAACUAGGCAUAAGGAAGAAUGUCUCAUGUUCGAGUCUGGGGCUGUGGCCGUGCUCUCAUCUGCAGAAAAAGAGGCGAUCAAGGGUACAUACUCCAAAGUAAUGGAUGCAUACGGACUCUUAGGUGUUUUACGAUUAAAUCUUGGCGAUACUAUGUUACAUUAUCUGGUCCUAGUCACCGGAUGUAUGUCUGUUGGAAAAAUUCAAGAGUCUGAAGUUUUCCGAGUUACUUCCACUGAGUUUAUAUCACUGCGAAUUGAUUCUUCAGAUGAGGAUCGCGUUUCCGAAGUACGGAAAGUUUUGAAUUCAGGCAACUUUUACUUUGCAUGGUCUGCGUCUGGAGUCAGUUUAGAUCUGAGUCUCAAUGCACAUCGUAGCAUGCAGGAACACACAACUGAUAAUAGAUUUUUCUGGAACCAGUCUUUGCACUUGCACCUCAAGCACUACGGUGUAAAUUGUGAUGAGUGGCUGCUGCGCCUCAUGUGCGGAGGGGUAGAGAUCAGAACCAUCUACGCCGCUCACAAACAGGCCAAGGCCUGCCUCAUUUCAAGACUGAGCUGUGAACGCGCUGGGACCAGGUUUAACGUCCGGGGGACAAAUGACGAUGGCCAUGUCGCUAAUUUUGUAGAAACAGAACAGGUUGUGUACUUGGAUGACUCUGUUUCUUCCUUCAUACAAAUCCGGGGAUCUGUUCCAUUGUUUUGGGAACAACCAGGUUUGCAAGUGGGAUCCCAUCGUGUCCGUAUGUCAAGGGGAUUUGAAGCCAAUGCACCUGCUUUUGACAGGCAUUUUAGAACACUUAAGAGUUUAUAUGGUAAACAAAUAAUAGUAAAUUUGCUUGGGUCUAAGGAAGGUGAACACAUGCUGAGCAAGGCUUUCCAGAGUCAUUUAAAAGCUUCUGAACAUGCCACCGAUAUCCAGAUGGUGAAUUUUGACUAUCAUCAAAUGGUUAAAGGAGGAAAGGCAGAAAAAUUACAUAGUGUCCUUAAACCUCAAGUCCAAAAGUUUCUAGAUUAUGGAUUUUUUUAUUUCAAUGGAAGUGAAGUUCAAAGAUGCCAGAGUGGUACAGUUCGCACGAACUGCCUGGACUGUCUGGAUAGAACCAACAGUGUGCAGGCAUUCCUUGGCCUAGAGAUGCUAGCUAAGCAGUUGGAAGCUUUUGGCUUAGCUGAAAAGCCUCAGUUGGUGACCCGCUUUCAAGAAGUCUUCCGGUCAAUGUGGUCUGUGAAUGGUGAUUCCAUCAGUAAGAUAUACGCAGGAACUGGAGCGCUUGAAGGGAAGGCCAAGGGUGGGAAGUUAAAAGAUGGAGCUCGCUCUGUUACCAGAACAAUUCAGAACAACUUCUUUGACAGCUCCAAGCAAGAGGCCAUUGACAUUUUGCUGCUGGGAAACACUCUGAACAGUGAUCUAGCUGACAAAGCUCGAGCGCUCCUAACUACUGGAAGUCUGCGAGUUUCUGAACAGACGUUACAGUCAGCAUCUUCUAAAGUCCUAAAGAGCAUGUGUGAGAAUUUCUACAAGUAUUCAAAGCCCAAGAAAAUCCGAGUGUGUGUUGGGACCUGGAACGUGAACGGAGGGAAGCAGUUUCGCAGCAUAGCUUUCAAGAAUCAGACGCUCACUGACUGGCUGCUGGAUGCGCCCAAGCUAGCUGGCAUCCAGGGAUUCCAAGAUAAAAGAAGUAAGCCAACUGAUAUAUUUGCAAUUGGUUUUGAAGAAAUGGUGGAGUUGAAUGCUGGAAACAUUGUGAAUGCAAGCACAACUAAUCAGAAGCUCUGGGCCGUGGAACUUCAGAAGACAGUCUCCAGAGACAACAAGUAUGUGCUGCUGGCCUCUGAGCAGCUGGUGGGCGUCUGCCUCUUUGUUUUUAUCAGACCACAGCAUGCUCCUUUUAUCAGGGAUGUUGCAGUUGAUACUGUGAAGACUGGGAUGGGAGGUGCAACUGGGAAUAAGGGGGCAGUUGCCAUCCGGAUGCUGUUCCACACCACCAGCCUCUGCUUCGUGUGCAGCCACUUUGCUGCGGGGCAGUCACAGGUGAAAGAGAGAAAUGAGGAUUUCGUAGAGAUAGCGCGGAAACUGAGUUUUCCCAUGGGAAGGAUGCUGUUUUCCCACGAUUAUGUGUUUUGGUGUGGAGAUUUCAACUACCGAAUCGAUCUCCCUAACGAAGAAGUUAAAGAGCUUAUAAGACAGCAAAAUUGGGAUUCUCUUAUAGCAGGAGAUCAGCUAAUCAAUCAGAAGAAUGCUGGACAGAUUUUUAGAGGAUUUUUAGAAGGGAAAGUAACUUUUGCUCCGACAUAUAAGUAUGAUUUGUUUUCUGAUGACUAUGACACCAGUGAAAAGUGCCGCACCCCAGCCUGGACGGACCGUGUCCUCUGGAGAAGAAGGAAGUGGCCUUUUGAUAGAUCAGCUGAAGAUUUAGAUCUUCUAAGUGCGAGUUUUCAGGAUGAAAGCAAAAUCCUGUACACCUGGACUCCUGGCACGCUGCUGCACUACGGACGGGCUGAGCUGAAGACUUCGGACCAUAGGCCUGUCGUUGCCCUGAUUGAUAUAGAUAUAUUUGAAGUUGAAGCUGAAGAAAGGCAAAACAUUUAUAAGGAAGUGAUUGCAGUUCAGGGUCCCCCAGAUGGCACAGUACUGGUCUCAAUCAAAAGUUCUUUACCAGAAAAUAAUUUUUUUGAUGAUGCUUUGAUUGAUGAGCUUCUCCAGCAGUUUGCAAGUUUCGGUGAAGUUAUACUCAUAAGGUUUGUAGAAGAUAAAAUGUGGGUUACAUUUUUGGAGGGAAGCUCUGCCUUGAAUGUUCUGAACCUAAAUGGUAAAGAGUUACUGGGUCGGACUAUAACUAUCACUUUAAGAAGCCCAGACUGGAUCAAAACUUUGGAGGAAGAAAUGAGUUUGGAGAAAAUGAGCGUACCAUUGCCGUUGUCAACGAGCUCCACCCUGCUUGGCGAAGAUGCCGAGGUGACGGCAGAUUUCGACAUGGAAGGUGAUGUUGAUGACUACAGUGCAGAAGUAGAGGAAAUCCUUCCUCAGCAUCUCCAGCCGUCUUCAAGCUCUGGCCUGGGUGCUUCGCCAAGCUCUUCACCCCGGACCAGUCCCUGCCAGUCACCUACCAUAGCAGAGGCUCCUGUACCGCCCCCUCCUGUAAGACCAAGCAGAGCACCGUCAAGAACUCCGGGACCUCCAAGUUCACAAAGUUCUCCUGCCGACUCUCAGCCAGCAACACAGUUGCAGCAAAAAGAUUCUUCUCAGACCUUAGAGCCCAAACGGCCUCCUCCUCCCCGCCCAGUUGCUCCUCCUACGCGUCCAGCUCCCCCACAAAGACCACCUCCACCGUCAGCACCCAAAAGCCCUGGAAUGACACGGAAAGAUAUAGGACGCAGUCAGCCUUCACCUCAGGCAGGACUUGCAGGCCCAGCCCCUGCUGGAUACAGUGCAGCCAGACCGACGAUUCCGCCCCGUGCUGGAGUUAUUAGUGCCCCACAGAGCCACGCCCGGGCAUCUGCUGGAAGACAGACUCCCGAAAGCCAAAGCAAACCCUCCGAAGCACCAAGAGGUUCAGCUUACCUUCCUGAACCACUGAAGCCUCAGGCUGCCCUUCCCGGGCAGCCUUCUCUGCCCCAACCUGUUCAAAAGUUGCAGGAGCCUCUUGUCCCUGUGACAGCACCUCUGCCUCAGUCUGUACCCCAGCCAAGUUUGGAAACUCCCCCUCAACCACCGCCUCGAAGCAGGUCAUCCCAUAACUUGCCUUCAGAGUCUUCCUCACAACAGCAAGUAAAAAUAAAUGGAGUCUCUGAUGUCAGAUCAGAAUCACCAUUAAAGAGUGACCCAUUUGAAGAUCUGUCAUUUAAUCUGCUUGUAUCAAAGGCUCAGUUAUCUGUCGAAGCAUCACCUGCUCAGUUGCCUUCUACAGCACCAAGUCGUGUUGAUGCUCUGAGUUCUCUAACUUGCAUGCCGGCAACGCCUCCAGUUCCAGCGCGGAGUAAAUUCCAGGAGAACAUGCGGAGUUCUCCAAACCCAUUUAUCACUAGCUUGACCAGCACAAAUCCUUUCACUGACAGGACUGCAGCUCCUGGAAACCCAUUUAGAGCUGAUUCUCAAGAAUCAGAGGUAGCUUCGUGGCCCUCCAAAGAAGGGCCUGUUGCUAACAGCCCUUCCCCUUCUUUGCGGCCCCACAGUCUUAACACAAGCAAGCCUUCAUCUUCCCUUGAUGGCUUUGUGGACGGUUUUGAUAUGCAGAGCCAAACCUCGGAUAAAAGUAGCAAUCCAAAAGGAUGGGUAACCUUCGAGGAUGAAGAGGACUUUGGUGUGAAGCAGAAGUCAAAAUCAGCUUGGUGUCCAGGCUCGCUGGGUAACCAGCCAGGCUCACUUUCUGGCUCAGACUUGACAUUUGAUGAUGACUGGAAUAAGGGUACAAAUAUUUCUUUCUGUGUGUUGCCAUCAAGAAGACCACCCCCACCUCCGCUCCUGCCACCCGGUCCUGCCCCUCCAGGAGAUCCUUGCACAGCUAUGGCGUCGAAGGCAUCACCCAUCCUGGGCUUUACAGAAAGAUAAUGGUAUGCAAUAGAAAACAGCCGUUUCUUAGUUUGGCAGGGUAAAGCCAAAAGAAUUGGGCAUUCGUUAUUCAUUUUGUGCAAUAAGGAAUUGCUGAACGCACUGAUAUCUUCAUAAAAUACCACUAUUUAAUGUGUACAAAGCUGGAAUAUGUGUAUAUUGGAAAUAACUGGAGUUAUUAUCAUUAACUGGAGUUUUGGUGUGUUUUUGUUCAGAUGGAUAGAAGAGAGUAGUAGCCAUAAAAAAAAAGUGCUUAAAACUACUUUAGAAAAAUAGUCCUUAUUCAGAAAUUCUCUGUGAGUCUUCGCUGAAGAAUCUUAGAAAGUCCAGACAACUUUUAGCUGACAUUACUGCCAGCCAUUUCAUACUUGUUAAUAAUUGGUAUUUAUGAGUAUUUACCAAAGAUCUGCCAAAGUUAUAGUGAAACAGUUUUGGAAGGCUUUGCUUUAGAAAAUAUAUAUGUGUGUAUACAUAUAUAUAUAUAUAUAUAUAUAUAUACAUUUACAUCUUUGUAAAAUUCAUAAUUUAAAUUCCAAGAUAUAAUCUGAAUCAAAUUUUUACGUAAAAGUUCUAACAACAUCUUUUUUAAAUAUUACCAAAUAGAUGACUGCAAAUGUAAUUUGGACAUUUUAUUAAUUUUCUUGCCCAAACUAGAAUACUGUCCCUACAGAGUCUGAUUUAUCUCCCAUUCCAUACCCCACCCCUGCAGACACACAAAUGCACACACACACCCCACUGUGUAUACCUCUGUACACUUUUCUCUCUAGGAGAAGGUCCUUGCAGCUGGUGGCAGCAUCCUUUGUGGUCACGGUCAUGUGGGUGGAUGUCCCAGCCCUCUCAAGCAAGCACUGCGGCCUUAGAUGUCGGGAAGGCACGCACCACCGUGUCUAACUAGAAACGUUAGGUCUGAACGCACUGUGUUCUCCCUGCACGUUUAGGUUAUGUUGCCCGUCUCCCCCCACACCCUAGUAUCUGCUGCUUUCACUUGGGCAUUCUGCUUCUCAUGGGAAAAGCAGCACUCCUCUGUGUGUUUUGAAUUGGGCGCAUACUCGCUUCCCUUAAGAAGUUAGGUCACAUAUCUAAAUUGCUGCUUUAAGUCUUCGGAGGCAAUGCCUCAAAUUAGCUGUGUAUUUUUUCUCCUGCACUGCCAAUAUGCAAUGAGUCCCACUUUUAUUCAUUUUAUGAAGACAUAUACAGGAUUUCUACAGAGCAUGGUAUUGAUAGCGUUACAUAAACCCAGUCAGAAAACCCCCUAGAGCAAUAGUUGUUUUGUUGUCAGUUUAAGUUAAAAUUGUCUUUACCUGUUAAGACUCACAUUAACAUUCCUUUUAUGUGAAGGGUUGAGUCUGUCCGCCUGAAAUUCUGUGUCCACCUUCACCUUCAAAGAUGUCCAUUGGGGGAGUAUCAGAAAAGAGAGUUUAUGGCUAAGAAUAUAUAAAACCACAGCAGACUGCUAUGCACUUAAAACAGAAGCAAACCUGUUAGAGAAACGGCCCUUUUCUAAAUGCACAAAUGCUAUCAAAACGCUAUAUUUAUAGAAAUAAUCCUCUCUUUGUCAAACAGCCAGGAUUUGCUGUUAGGGAUAACUCUUGUUUUAUAUUGUGUUUUUUUUUUUGGGGGGGGGGGCUUCUAAUCAUUUCAGCAGUAGUAUAUUUUAAACAGCAGUAUUACAGUAAGCAUCGUGCUUCAAAUGUGAAUUAACUUGUUGAAACUGUGGCUUUAACAUCUACGUGAUUAGUGUAUAUGGUCCUUGCUCUCCAUUAACAAGAUAAUUCAUUAUUAGGUUAAACUUAUUGUUCAGUUCUGAAACACUGAAUAUAAACAUAUAAACUACUGUCUAAAAUAUACAUCUCAUGCAGCAGCUCAGCCUUUAUCAGGAAAAUUGCAGUCGUUGGCAAGUUGCUGAAAAUGCACAAAGUUAUGAAAGUCAAAAUGUACACUCCAAACAACUAGCCACUUUUCUGUGUAUUAUUGAAAUCUUUACCAGUUCUGUUAAAAGCAGAGCAGAAAUUAGACACUAAGGCUCUCUGUGAAUUCUUUGUUCUCUAUAGUAGUUUGCUGUUUAUAUGUAAAAGUUUUAUUGCUUAUGUGGCAUACAAUAUUUAUAACUAUAUACUUUAUAGAAGUAUUAAAGUCAGUGGUAUACAUUCUGUACAUAUCCUGUGAAAUGUGCUGUCUAUGAAAUAAAUACACUUGUCUUUA
Molecule: messenger RNA, 7536 nt
Organism: Loxodonta africana (African savanna elephant)
Lineage: Eukaryota; Metazoa; Chordata; Mammalia; Proboscidea; Elephantidae
Gene: SYNJ1
Product: synaptojanin 1
Exons: 29
Coding region: 628-5334 (1568 amino acids)
Biological process (GO): phosphatidylinositol dephosphorylation; synaptic vesicle endocytosis
Cellular component (GO): perinuclear region of cytoplasm; presynapse
Molecular function (GO): SH3 domain binding; RNA binding; phosphatidylinositol-4,5-bisphosphate 5-phosphatase activity
Source: RefSeq, a predicted model, not a curated record